GAAGUGAGAAAAAAAUAUGUGAGAACGGGUAUUCCCCUUAGGGUAUAGCAUGCUUUGCUUGGGAUCAUAAACCGGUAUUACGAAAUUUGUCACUUUAUGUACGACUACGAAGGUGUUUUGUCGUAGGUUGUGUAAAGCAUUGAACUAAUAAAUUAAUGGGUUAUGCGUGUGUUCGCUGCACGUGAUUUCCUCGUGUGUGGGUGGGGAGUGCGUUCCGUGCGUUCAUAGGAAUGCAUUGAAGGCAGCCUUGGCAACUGAAGGCGUAAAUCAGGCAUAAAUGGCAUUUACUAAAUGCUAGGUCCAGUACUAGUAAUCGGAGUUGAUGCUAAACUAUUCUCAUUUCCUGGGAGCUCUAAGGACAAAGCGAUAAUGAAGAGCAACCAAAGCAGGAAAAACUUACAUUUUAGUUUUGUAUGAGCUGCUAGUCAGCGUUUGUGAUUUUAUGUGGAAAUAACCUCGUAUUAAGCGUCAUUUUAAAAUACAUUAUACGAAAUUACAUUAUAUGGAGUUAAUACCAUUUAAUGUAUUGUUCCUACAUAAUAUAACAUAGCUCAUAACUCACUGUAUAAAUGUAGAAUGAAAUUAUAACUUUAACGGUACAGGUAAAUACAGGCAGUAGUAAAUACAAUUGAUUUUAUGUUAUACCAUUUAUGCAGUUUCCAGAUGAAAAGGAAAAUCAUGGAUCAUGUGUGUGAGUAAUUAUGAGUGAUUGCGUGUGUGGGUGAGUGAGUGCACUGUGCAUGUGUGUACAAUAUGCAAUAAUUUAUAGGAAAUUAUUAUUUUUAAAUUUGUAAUUCUUCUGAAAACGUAUUUUCUUCUAAAUAUUUUCAGGUUAUUUACGAUACAAAGCAGCCAGGUUAUGUGAAACUUAAGCUUAAUUUGGAGAACCCUGCACUAAAAAAAAAGAGGGAUGAAGUACCAACUUUUGAUAAACAAAUAAAGAAGUGGAUUGACAAAAAUGGCUUUUUGAUGAGAGAUAAAUUUAAAUCAUGGAUGCAAGGAAGAGUAUUCAAAGUUUUAAAAGCCAUAUCAGUUGAAGGCACUGAGGUUAAGCAAAGUUCUUCAGGUCCUGCCAUUACUUUAAAAAUUCAGCACCCACUAGAAGACUUAAAAUAUUCUUUGGACUUGGUUCCUUCAUUUUUAUUUACUGAAAAGGAUUGGCCAAAACCUCCAGUUCGUGGCUUGCCUUCUUCUGCAAAGAGAAAGGAUUGGUAUGUAGUUCCUAAGGAACCAACAUCAGAGGAAGCACCUGUUUUUUGGCGAAUGACAUUUUCUACACAAGAGAAGGAACUCAUAAACAAUCGAGGUUCAGUAAAGCAUGUAAUUAAACUCAUAAAGCUUUUGAGAGAUAAAGAAAAUUGGAUUAAUGAUUUAUACAGUUAUGCAAUUAAAACUGUAUUUCUGUGGGAAUGUGAAACAUUAGAUCCAGACUUUUGGAAACAAGGAAUAGGAUUCUUAUUUGUUUAUAAACUCAAUAUAAUUGGAAAGAUGAAGGACAGUACAAGGAAGAUUAUGAGAGAUCGCAUUUUAAUUAUAUUGAAAGGCCUGAAUUCGAGUUUAGAAAAUCCAUAUUCAGUCAAGAAAUACUUUGGUUGUGUUCCUGAAAAAAAUGUACAAAAUUCAAGUGAUGGCAAUUCUUGUUCAACUUUGAUUGAUCUUGAUGAUGUACCAGAUACUUCUACCCUUUCAAAUUCAUUUUCUGUAAGUUCUCCCCAGGACCUUUUAGAAAAUGAAAUAAAACCUGAGGAAGAAAAAGUAAAUGUAGAUGUACUUUGCACUGUUGAGUAUAAUCGGAUGUGUGACAAAGAUACAACAGUUGACAAAGAUUCUACAUCUGCAUUUGAACUUUUAAAAACAUUAAUUCUCAAGGAAAACCAAGAAAUGAAGGAAACUUUGCAAUCCAUUCUUUCACAGUUAAGUGAAUUAAAUAAAGAAGUUAAAAUAAUUCGAGAGGAAAAUGCACUUAUGAAGAAGCAACUUCAAUGCAGAGCAUCAAUUUCCACAUCUCCCUCAAAUGAGAUAGUAAAGAAUCCCUCUUUUAGAGAUCUAAGUAUUUCACAUUCACCCAACAGUCUAACGUGUUCUGACAGAUCCCUGCCAUCUGCAAUUCAACACGAUUCCAUGAGAGAUUCGAAUGACAAUUUAAAUCAAGUUCCAAAUUUUAGAACCGUUGAUCAUUUUUUACAUCUUUUACCUGAUAAUUUUGGCAAAUAGUAACAAACAAGUGAUAAAAUGAUAUCCACAUUUAUCUAUCUAUAUUGUUGCACGAUUGGUAUUGGUGUAGGUUUUGUCUGUGACAAAACCAUACAAUUACUGAAGACAUUUUUCUUUUUCAUGUUUUGAAAGUAAAUAUUAUAAUUCUGUAAAUUUGUUUCUCUUGAAAUUUUAUUCAAAUAAUCUAUUUUCGUGAAGUGAUUUUUCUUAGUAAUGUACAAUUUCCAACUCACAUUUUUAACACAGAAUAAUGGUUAAUGUUUUUCAUAAAGACUAAAAAACACCAGAAUCUCGCAGAUUAAACAUUUGUGUUGUCAACUAGCAAGUUUUGAGGUGAACAAUUGUGCAAAACAAUACUCAAUGUAACAAUUGAGAAUAUCUCUGUAUAUUUAGUUAAAAAUAUUGAUUUGAAUUUUCUGGCAUCCUCAGGAGAUUCAAACCAAUAUUUUUAACUUAAACUAAAGAGAUGUUUUCAAACAAAUGGCAUUGUUGUAAGUGAAAUGCAAUGUGGUAAUAAAGAUCAUUGCUGAUGUUCUGUUUCACAAUGUUUAUGAAGAAUGGAUGUUUGGCUUUUUAUUGCUUGUAAGGAUUAUUGUUACCACAAACCAGUCUUUGAGUUUAUGAAAGAAUGUAAAAACAUGGUGCCCCAAUCAAGUAGGCUUAAUCUGCGAAUAUAAGACGACGUCGAAAU
This is a messenger RNA of Gryllus bimaculatus (two-spotted cricket), 2905 nucleotides long. Lineage: Eukaryota; Metazoa; Arthropoda; Insecta; Orthoptera; Gryllidae. The record is from the annotation of a GenBank genome assembly.